Messenger RNA from Mercurialis annua (annual mercury), 1955 nucleotides. RefSeq lists its product as uncharacterized. The transcript is spliced from 15 exons. The record is from RefSeq and is a predicted model, not a curated record. Bases 148 to 1530 code for a protein of 460 amino acids. Lineage: Eukaryota; Viridiplantae; Streptophyta; Magnoliopsida; Malpighiales; Euphorbiaceae.
GGACAGGUGGUGAAGAAGAGAAUCCAAAUCCAAUAGCUUAAUUGGCACACUGUACACAGCACAUCAUACAACUUACACUUCUCUACGAGAAACGUUCGCAGAGGGGAAAGUUCAGUUCAGUUCGAACUGAAGAAGAAGACGAAGAAAAUGGGGGAGAACAAGGAAGCGGAAGCAUCUUCAUCUUCAUCUUCAUCAGCAUCAGCAUCAGCUUCAAGUUCAAGCCCUAAUAAAACAAUUUAUUACAACAACAGUGUCGAAGAAGCUUCCGAUCAUUCAAAGAAUCCUCCGCUGUUCUCCUCCGUUAACAGCUCCUCUCGCAACGCUUCCUCCAAAUACGACUUCGUCAAGGUUAAAGUCUGGCUAGGCGAUCACGCCGAUCAUUACUACGUUUUAUCCCGAUUCUUGCUCAGUAGAAUGCUGACUGUCACUAAGAUUCCAAAUCAUGUAGCCAUUAAAAUAGCUCUUGAACUCAAGAAACUGCUCAUUGAUAACAGCCUUCUAGACGUCUCUCAGACUGAUCUAGAAGCUAAUUUAUUCAAGCUUAUGGAGCGACGGGGUUACGGGGAAGAGUAUAUUAAUCGUUAUAAGAUGAUGACAAGAUUUCACCAUCAAAGAGUGCCGUUGGUAAUUCUUGUUUGUGGAACUGCCUGUGUUGGGAAAUCUACAAUAGCUACACAACUCGCACAGAGGCUCAAUUUGCCUAAUGUGUUGCAGACAGACAUGGUGUAUGAAUUGCUACGGACUUCAACAGAUGCACCAUUGACAUCUACUCCUGUAUGGGCUCGAGACUUUAGCUCUUCAGAGGAACUAAUUACUGAGUUCUGUAGAGAGUGCAGAAUUGUUCGUAAAGGUUUGGCUGGUGAUUUAAAGAAAGCAAUGAAAGAUGGAAAGCCUAUAAUAAUUGAGGGAAUGCAUUUGGAUCCCAGCAUUUAUUUGAUGGAUGAAGAAAGCAAGACACCCGCUAAAACUCCAGAAAAACCUGCGGAAGCAACUCCUAUACCUCUUAGAGAUAAUGAUCCUGCAACACAAAUGGAAAAGAAUCCAGCAAGUAUUAGUGGGAAUGAUGAAAGUAGCAACUGUAAUCCUGGGAAUGUGAGUUUGGAAGAGAAGGAAUCCUAUGACCUGUUGAAUCUCCCAGAUCCUCAGGAAUCUGUUAACGCAGUUGGAUGUAAUUCUGAUGACAAAGAUACUGAGAGAAAUGGAGAUACUUCUGUUAAGAAAGAUAAAUCUGGUCCAGAACCAAUAAUUAUACCCAUAGUUCUGAAGAUGGCAGAAUUUGAUCAUAAGGCAUUACUCGAGGAGUGGAUUUUGAAAUUCCCAGUCCAGGAUAAGGAUAGGCUGAUUGCCAAUCUGAAAACUAUUCAAGGCUAUCUUUGCUCUUUCAAGUCACAGGGUCUGACUGUUGUCAAUAUAUCAUCAACAACAUUCCCUCAAACGCUUGAUUGGCUGCAUGGAUAUCUUCUUCAGUGCAUUGAACAAGGCAUUUCACAAGUAUACGUCGAAAAGGAUAAGCAGCCAGCUGAAAAGUAGAUCACAGUCAGAUGUUUGCUCGAGCACUUACAGGCUGGCAGCCAGAUUCCUUCUAGUUGCAAACCUGUUAUAUGCUGAAGUGGCCUUUCCAAAUUGGUAUGCUUUCCAAAAUUGGGCCAUUUUGUCUGCAAAUCCUUUUCCCAGGUUUCUUUUUUGUGGGACAGAGUAAUCUGCAUUGAGUUGUCUUUUACUUGUUCGUAUGAGCCGGCAUCUUGCCCACACGCAGGAUUAAUCUAUCCAAUCAAGUUCACUGCCUUAUUCAGUAUCCCUUCGUCUUAUGUCUUGCUCAAGCACCACUAGAUGAGCAGUGUGUGAAAGCACAUGAAAAACAAGUUUCUCUCCAGAACAUUUAAUGCACAACCUCUUGUAAGAUAACAUUAGGCUAUUUGAAGUUUCCUAACCAACUCCUUCUAUUGCAAAACUUG